AUGGCAAAUAUCAAAGAUCUUCGUCUCCUAGGGACUCUGAGUUGGCGUCUCCUGCUGGCGUUGUUCGUAAUCAACGUGAGCGUUUUCAGUUAUGGCUUUGACAACGCCAUUUAUUCGUCCAUACAAGCCAUGGACAGUUUCCAAAAGUUGUUCGGCGAGUACAACGAAAAUACACACAAAUAUACCUAUUCCGCCAAUAAUCUCGCCCUGCUCAAUUCCUUGGGACUUCCAGCAAAGUGUGUCGGUGCAUUUGUCGGAUAUUUGAUCGCCGAGAACUUUGGUCGGAGAGUGUCAUACGUUGCCAUGCAGUCUCUCGUCAUUACAGGGACUGCAGUGGCCUUCACCGCCAAGACAUACGGUCAAAUCCUUGCAGGCCGCAUGCUUGUCCAAGGUAUGGUGGGCUGGGACAAUUUCCUGGCACCAAUGUUUAUUGCGGAGAUCGUUCCGCCUCAAGUCAGGGGUGCUAUGGUUGUCACAUACGUCUUCAGCCAUAUUUUUGGCUCAUUCAUUUGCCAUCUCAUUAGCAAUGCAACAAAGACGUACCCAGGAAACCACUCCUGGCAGGACCCCGUUCUCAGCUGCUUCGCAUUUCCAGUUUUCACGCUGUUGUUCUGUUGGCUGAUACCAGAGAGCCCGCGCUGGUUGGUUCGAAAGAACAAGAAGUCGGAAGCUGUAAAAUGGCUCAAGACGCUCCAUGGUUCGAACAGUGACUAUGAUGCUGAAGGGGAAGCGAAUCUACUUCAUGCCGCCAUUGAAAACGAGAGUGAACAGCGCGGCAAAUGGGCUGACCUAUUCAAAGGAACCAACACACGUCGAACAUUGAUAGCCAUCUUCACCGGUGCAUUCAAUCAAUUGACUGGACAGUCCUUCGUCUCUUCAUAUGGAACCAUCUUCGUCAAAAGCUUCAAUCGACUUGACCCCUUUGUGUACUCGGUCAUAUCUAAUGCUAUCACUUUGCUCGGAACAAUCAUUGUCUUCACGAUUGUCGAUAUCGUCGGCCGCCGAAGAUUCUAUCUUGUGGCUGGCACCAUCAUGACCGCCCUUCUUCUGACAAUCGGUGGCCUUGGAACCACUCAGGUUACUGAAACGCGAGCAGAUGGUAUUAUUGCCUGCGCUGCCCCAUACGGAAUGUUCUACAUCAUGUCGUUCGGGAGUAUAUCCUCUGUAACUGGGGCCGAGGUCCCUCAUAUGAGACUGAGAGACAAAACCUCCUUCCUGACCUAUUUUACCCGUUUCGUUUGCGAUUUUGCCGUCAGCUACAGCUACCCAUUCCUCUUCGGUCCCGGCCAUGCAAACCUCAACGCCAAAGUUGGCUUCAUCUAUGGCUCAUUCGGCGUCUUGGGUCUCUUAUGGGGACAUUUCUACCUUCCCGAAUUAACUAAUAGAUCGUUGGAGGAGGUGAACGAGAUGUUCGAAGCAGGCGUGCCUCCGAGGAAAUUCAAGGAUUGGAAGCCCACCGACCCUCACAGCAUUGGGGUUCUGGUCACCAGUCUUGAAAAGCAUCCAGUUCAAGCCAAAGACAUCGAAAUAGAGCACGUGGAGAAAGGACGCGCCAAAAGUCAAGAAGUUGAAGACCACAGACCACAAAACCACGGUGUAGUAUGA
This is a messenger RNA of Exophiala aquamarina CBS 119918, 1605 nucleotides long. RefSeq lists its product as uncharacterized. Gene Ontology annotation, biological process: transmembrane transport; carbohydrate transport. The record is from RefSeq and is a predicted model, not a curated record. Gene Ontology annotation, molecular function: carbohydrate:proton symporter activity. NCBI's taxonomy places the organism in Eukaryota, Fungi, Ascomycota, Eurotiomycetes, Chaetothyriales, Herpotrichiellaceae. Bases 1 to 1605 code for a protein of 534 amino acids. Gene Ontology annotation, cellular component: membrane. The transcript has 3 exons.